GCAGCAUCAGACUGGAUCCACGGAGCAGGAGCGCGCUCCAAGACCAGGACGCAUCUGCAGACAUUUGACAAACUUAUGUUACAAACAGAAUCUGAAAUAUAGAAACCACUAAUUAUGAACGCACUGCUUUCAUUUUAACACAUGUCCGCUUCUUGGCUGUGUUUUUAUAAGAUCUGUGCUGGUUCCAUGAUGCGCUUCUGAAUUGGAUUAACGCGCGGCGAUAAAGGGCGAUUCUGCGCACUUGGAAAAAUUAUGUAAGGUUUUCCACUGCAGCAUUACCCUCAGACACAGCCAUGAAGUCUGUGCUGGAUGGUGUGGCAGACACCACCUUCCGGACUAUCACAUCUGGUUUACAGUAUCUCGGUUCCAACGACGCUAACUACGACAACCCCACCAAUGAUGUAGACUUCAAGGGCGGCUUCUCUCUGCAGAAGCCCUUAUCUGCUUUCCGCAGCAACUCCUUCCCAGACAAAGUACCUGCGGACGAGGAGCUCAUCCUCAAGGGCAUUCCGUUCUUCCCCACCAAUGCCACAGACUUGUUUGGCAACAGGAGCACGUUCAGAGAUGAGACUGACACUAUACAAUGUGGGGAGAACUUUAUGGACAUGGAGUGUUUCAUGAUCCUGACUCCCAGUCAGCAGCUGGCUGUGGCUGUGAUGUCUCUGACUCUGGGUACCUUCACGGUGCUGGAGAACCUGGUUGUGCUCUGCGUCAUCCUGCAGUCCCGCACCCUCCGCUGCCGGCCAUCCUACCACUUCAUCGGCAGCCUGGCUGUGGCUGACCUGCUGGGCAGUGUCAUCUUUGUCUAUAGCUUUCUGGACUUCCAUGUUUUCCACAGGAAGGACAGCCCCAAUGUUUUUCUCUUCAAGUUGGGUGGAGUCACAGCAUCGUUCACGGCGUCUGUGGGCAGUCUUUUCCUCACGGCCAUUGACCGCUACAUCUCCAUACACCGGCCUCUCGCCUACAGGCGCAUUGUGACACGGACCAAGGCUGUCAUAGCCUUCUGUAUGAUGUGGACUAUCUCCAUUGUCAUCGCAGUGCUACCUCUGCUGGGCUGGAACUGUAAACGUCUCAAUUCUGUUUGCUCCGAAUUAUUCCCUCUUAUUGAUAAGAACUACCUGAUGUUCUGGAUCGGUGUGACCAGUGUGCUGGUUCUUUUCAUCAUCUACGCCUACAUGUACAUCCUGUGGAAAGCACACCACCAUGCUGUGCGCAUGCUGAGCCGAACCUCCCAGAAGAGCCUCGUUGUUUACUCAGCAGAUGGGACUAAAGUGCAGACCACACGUCCUGAGCAGACACGCAUGGAUAUCCGUCUGGCCAAGACCCUGGUGCUCAUCUUGGUGGUGCUGGUCAUAUGUUGGGGCCCAGUGCUCGCCAUCAUGGUCUAUGACCUCUUCUGGAGCAUGGACGAUGAUAUCAAGACAGUAUUUGCAUUCUGCAGCAUGCUCUGCCUGCUCAACUCCACCGUUAACCCAAUCAUCUACGCCCUGAGGAGCAAGGACCUGCGGCAUGCCUUCCUCAGCUCCUGCCACGCCUGCAGGGGCAGUGCACAGCAGUUGGACAAUAGCCUGGAGUCAGACUACCAGAACAGAAACGCAAACAUUUCUGCCAACAGGGCUGCAGAGAGCUGCGUGAAGACCACUGUGAAAAUAGCCAAAGUAACAAUGUCUGUGUCAACUGAAACCUCUGCCGAAGCUGUCUAAUUGGCCAUCACUGGGGAGACUGUGUAUAUGUCAUCAUCCCCGAACAAUGUCAUCCAGCACAUUGAUGCAGAAGUUAGAUAUUCCAGAGAAAGACAAAAAGAUCCUCUCCUGAAAGUAUUGAUUUACAUCCUCACAUAGACGCUUUAGUGGUUGCAUUAUUAUGUUUGUGUGUGAGUACAUAGUGUGCCAAAGUGCCAAAUGGUAUUGCAAGGUCACAGAAAGGACAAUUUAAAAGGAUUUUCAAAGACUAUCCUGAGUCUGCUGUUUACCAUAAGACUUCAUGAUAUCCAGUUAGUGGAGGCAUAUUAUAUUUUUGUACUGUGAAUUCAGGUUUUGAAAACAAUACAUCUUCAUUUAUGGGAUAAGGGGCUACUGACAUUUUUGAUUCGAGCUGUUUUACUGUGUCAUUUAGACUUUAACACGUGUCUUGCGCCAUAAAUAAAAUAACGACUUGCGCCUUGACUUUCUACAGGCUUGAUAUAUAUGUUGCGUAAAAACAUUUCUAUGAGCAAAUGUGAAAAAAAAAGAUUGUCAUUAACAUUUUGUACUCGUUCUGACAACACUCGGUGAGUGGCAAAGAGAUUUAGGCUCAAUAUAUGAAAAAAUUAAACAUAUUUACCACCAUCACUAAAUAAAAUCUACUGACAGGAGAUGGAAGUAAAAUAAUUCACAGCUUAUGAGUCGUGUGAAAUCUCACACGACAUUUUCUGUGGCAGAGUGACGAUCGUCCCUGUUGUCCAUUUCUUUACUCGCUAGAUGUUAGACCUUUUGGAGUAACGUGUCUUUGUUCAAAUGUAUACCUAACGACUGUACAGUGUUUUCUUGCAAGAAUAAAAGAGUUCAAAUCCACUCGUUCAGCGACACCGCCAACGCAACACCGACAGCAAGCUUUCAGCCAAAACUUGAACACAUUCAUUCAAACUGAACUCGGACACAGUGUGCUGGACACUGCUGUGACGAACCGAGGUGGUUUCUGCUUUCAUCAAAUGUAGGAUUUUAAUGGAUUCAGCAUUUGUGUGUGUGUGUGUGUGUGUGUGUGUGUGUGUGUGUGUGUGUGUGUGAUACCUUGGUGAUAUAUUUCCAAGCCCUGAGCCUUUUGGAUCAUUGCAGUGAGUUGUUUUAGUGCUACUGUUGCAGCGGGACAUGGUUUUGGAAAACAAAAGCAGCCCAUGCACAGGCCUAGUGAAGUACUUUUGACGUAACUGAAUUUAAAAAAAACAUGUCUGCUUUUAAGUUUCUUAUCCAAACAAAGACACAAGGGUGUUUUCAGUGGCAGAGUGGAAUUCUGGGUGUGCGCACUGUGUGGAGAAUCAACAACUGACCUUACAAAAGAACAUGUGAUUUUUCUUUUCAUUUCUAAUAUGAUGAUGUAUAACGUUUAAUCUAAAAUCUCACAGCACAAUUGUUCUGUAGGCAUUUAUCUAGGUGUGAAGUUAUCCAGACAGCUGUUUAUCAGUAUGCUUUGCUGCCUCUCGUAUUAUUGAAGAUCAAAAUGUCAAAGUGGCUUCUGUACAGUGCUGGCAUAAUGAGGAAUCUAUGAAAAAAAUAAAUCACAAUCAGUCGAGUGUUUUUAGUAUUGCUGUUAUCAAACUUUUGAAUAAAGUCACAGCUGGUUGUCA
Paralichthys olivaceus (Japanese flounder) is the source of this 3322-nucleotide messenger RNA. RefSeq names its product cannabinoid receptor 1 (gene cnr1). Gene Ontology annotation, biological process: adenylate cyclase-activating G protein-coupled receptor signaling pathway; regulation of metabolic process. NCBI's taxonomy places the organism in Eukaryota, Metazoa, Chordata, Actinopteri, Pleuronectiformes, Paralichthyidae. Gene Ontology annotation, cellular component: plasma membrane; cytoplasm. Gene Ontology annotation, molecular function: cannabinoid receptor activity. The record is from RefSeq and is a predicted model, not a curated record.